UACCCAGAUGAAGUCAAUCUUAGCCUAUGACGCGCACGCUUCUCUCCGCAGCACCAUCCUAGCAGGAGGGGCGUUAGUCGGCUAGAUGCCAAGAUCCUCCAACUAUAUAUUCUAACCGUUUACCCUCCUCCCUAACCUAUCCUUAAACCUUUUCAAUUCUCAUUGUUUUCGUCGACCUCAACGCUUUGUCUCUUCCAGAGAUUAGCAAUUAACAACAAUGGAGAACCUCACUCUCACAGGUUUGUUGAAGAAAACCGCCGAACAAUUCCCCUCCCGCCGAGCUCUUUCCGCUUCCGGCAAGUACGAUCUAACACAUGCUCGAUUGCAAGAAUUGAUCGACAAAGCCGCAUCUAACCUUAUCGCCAUCGGCGUGAAACCCGGUGAUGUCGUCGCUCUUACAUUCUCGAACACCGUCGAGUUUGUGAUUAUGUUCUUGGCUGUCAUUAGAGCCCGAGCCACUGCCGCUCCUCUCAACGCGGCCUACACUCAGGACGAAUUCGAGUUCUACCUAUCGGAUUCCGAAUCCAAGAUCCUCUUAACGUCGGAAGAAGGAAAUCAGGCCGCUCAAGCCGCCGCUUCGAAACUCAAAAUUCUUCACGCCACCGCCUUGCUAUCUCACGCCGACGGCGUGUCCGGCGACAUCAAUCUUUCCUCUUCGUCUCUUCCUGAUACUAACACCGACUCAGAUCUGAAAUCGGUUUCCGAAAUCGUCAACGACCCAUCCGACGUGGCACUCUUCCUCCACACCUCAGGCACAACGAGUAGACCUAAAGGAGUACCGCUGACUCAGCUGAAUCUCGCCACGUCAGUAACAAACAUUAAAUCUGCCUACAAACUGACGGAGACGGACUCAACCGUCAUCGUACUCCCGCUCUUCCAUGUACACGGUUUACUCGCCGGGUUACUGAGUUCACUCGGUGCCGGAGCUGCCGUCGCACUCCCCUCCGCUGGCCGAUUCUCCGCUUCUACUUUCUGGUCAGAUAUGAUAACAUACAACGCCACAUGGUACACGGCGGUCCCUACAAUUCACCAAAUCAUCUUGGAUAGGCAUCUGAACAAACCAGAGGCGGUAUACCCAAAGCUCCGAUUCAUAAGGAGCUGCAGCGCGUCACUUGCGCCGUCUAUUUUGAAUAGGCUGGAGGAGUCAUUCGGGGCGCCCGUGUUGGAAGCCUACGCUAUGACAGAAGCAUCACAUCAGAUGUCGACGAACCCGUUGCCGGAAGACGGUCCGCACAAGGAGGGGUCGGUUGGGAAACCGGCGGGGCUAGAGAUGGCGAUUCUGGAUGAGAACGGUAUCCAACAACCGGCGGGGGUCAACGGGGAGGUUUGCAUUAGGGGGGCUAAUGUAACCAAGGGUUACAAGAACAACCCGGAAGCCAAUAAGGCGGCGUUCAGCUUUGGUUGGUUCCAUACAGGGGAUAUCGGUUUUAUGGAUUCUGAAGGUUACUUGCAUCUCGUCGGCCGUAUUAAGGAGCUUAUUAACCGGGGAGGUGAGAAGAUAUCACCAAUAGAGGUGGAUGCAGUGCUUUUGUGGCAUCCAGAAGUUGCUCAGGCGGUUGCCUUUGGAGUUCCAGACGAUAAAUAUGGUGAAGAGAUAAACUGUGCCAUCAUCCCCAGAGAAGGAUCAAACAUCGACCAAGAAGAGGUGCUCAAGUAUUGCAAGAAAAAUCUUGCAAGUUUCAAGGUCCCCAAGAAGGUUUUCAUCACUGACAACCUCCCCAAGACUGCUACUGGCAAGAUCCAAAGGCGUAUUGUAGCUGAACACUUCCUUGCUCAAAUCUCUGCUGCCAAAGUAUCCAAAUUUGGAGCAUAAACUAACAAUGUUUGACAUUUCUGCCAGUGAUGAUUGCUUACAACUAUGGAAGGAAAUUAUAUUGUUAAAGUUGAGAGGACCGGUUGAGCUUAUAAUUCUUUUGUUCAAUAAUGUUAUGUUGAUAUAAAUGAAGAGAAAAGGGGAUCCCUUUGCCGUUUUUUAAACGGAUCAAAUGAGAAAUUGAUGUUGUUCUUUUGCUA
This is a messenger RNA of Macadamia integrifolia, 2013 nucleotides long. RefSeq names its product probable CoA ligase CCL9. Bases 218 to 1813 code for a protein of 531 amino acids. The transcript is spliced from 4 exons. The record is from RefSeq and is a predicted model, not a curated record. Gene Ontology annotation, biological process: fatty acid metabolic process. Lineage: Eukaryota; Viridiplantae; Streptophyta; Magnoliopsida; Proteales; Proteaceae. Gene Ontology annotation, molecular function: medium-chain fatty acid-CoA ligase activity.